Molecule: messenger RNA, 552 nt
Organism: Alternaria conjuncta
Lineage: Eukaryota; Fungi; Ascomycota; Dothideomycetes; Pleosporales; Pleosporaceae
Exons: 2
Coding region: 1-552 (183 amino acids)
Source: RefSeq, a predicted model, not a curated record
AUGCCGUGGGAUUUCGGUGUACUCAGCUUUAUUUGCGGCGCCAUCAAGUUAUCGUGGAUCAUAUACGAGAAGGGGUUCACGGAGGAGAAGUCGCUGCGUUUGUCCUCCCCAGCCACCCCACCCACGUUCCGCGCUAACCGUAUUGUCUUAGCGCGACGGUAUCUCGAGUUUGGUGACGCGUUGUUCCGGCUGCACUGGAGUCUCAACACCAUCGAAUCCAUCGUCAGAACCGCGAACACCGGCUUAGAAAACGAAAGGCUCGAGAGCUAUGGACCCGAGUUAUAUGAUACCACAGCGCUGAUCGAUAUCGUGGGCAACUUCCGCUUGACGCUGGAACAGUGUCAGAAGUUGCUCAAUGACGUCAGCAAAUUUCGUACUGGCAAAGACGGCUUCAUCACCAACAUCAUCUACAACCUGAAUACGGAUGCGCAGGUCAGAGAUUUGACUGAGCGUUUGAAAUAUCACAGCGUCAAGAUUGGUCUCGUUCUCGACGCCUGCGGAAUCUCCACAAUGAACAACACCAAGAUCUGGCGGAGCGAAUUCAGGAGCUGA